This is a messenger RNA of Charadrius vociferus (killdeer), 3219 nucleotides long. It is a transcript of the gene NFATC3, whose product is annotated as nuclear factor of activated T-cells, cytoplasmic, calcineurin-dependent 3. The record is from RefSeq and is a predicted model, not a curated record. The coding region runs from base 1 to 3219 and encodes 1072 amino acids. Gene Ontology annotation, biological process: cytokine production; regulation of transcription by RNA polymerase II; calcineurin-NFAT signaling cascade. Gene Ontology annotation, molecular function: transcription factor binding; DNA-binding transcription factor activity, RNA polymerase II-specific; RNA polymerase II cis-regulatory region sequence-specific DNA binding. The transcript is spliced from 10 exons. Gene Ontology annotation, cellular component: transcription regulator complex. NCBI's taxonomy places the organism in Eukaryota, Metazoa, Chordata, Aves, Charadriiformes, Charadriidae.
AUGCUUUCCAGCGUUAAAGGAGAUAAAUAUUAUGUAUGCAAUAUUCCGGCACUUGUAGAUCUUGAGUCAGAUGACUGUGCGUCCAUUUACAUCUUUAACGUAGACCAACCAUCAUCCUCUGUAAAUCAGCCAAUUUGUAUUCCUCGCCAUGGAUUGCAGUCUCACUCCUCUCCUCUGUCACCGCCUACAAGACUUCAGAGUCAUAAGAACUAUGAAGGAACUUGUGAGGUACCGGAAUCCAAAUACAGUCCACUAGGUGGACCCAAACCCUUUGAGUGCCCUAGUAUUCAAAUUACAUCUAUUUCACCUAACUGUCAUCAAGGAAUUGAAGCCAAUGAAGAUGAAUUGCACACAAAUGGCACAGAAAAUGAGUAUAUGGAAAGGCCUUCACGGGACCAUCUCUAUCUUCCUCUUGAGCCAUCAUAUAGGGAAUCAUCCCUUAGUCCAAGCCCUGCCAGCAGCAUUUCGUCCAGAAGUUGGUUUUCAGAUGCUUCCUCUUGUGAAUCCAUUUCCCAUGUUUAUGAUGAUGUAGACUCAGAGCUAAACGAAGCAGCUGCUCGAUUUACCCUUGGCUCUCCUUUGGCAUCUCCUGGUGGUUCUCCGAGAGGUCCCAGUGAUGAGUCUUGGCAGCAGCCUUAUGGAUUUGGGCAUGCCUUGUCGCCUAGACAGUCUCCCUGUCAUUCUCCUAGAACUAGUAUUACAGAUGAAAAUUGGCUAAGCCCUAGACCAACAUCAAGGCCCUCAUCAAGACCUACAUCCCCCUGUGGGAAGCGGCGACACUCCAGUGCUGAGAUUUGCUAUGCUGGUUCUCUCUCUCCUCACCAUUCUCCAACUCCAUCACCUGGCCAUUCUCCCAGAGGAAGCAUAACAGAAGACACGUGGCUAAACACUUCCAUCCAUAAUGUACAAGGCCUUAAUUCUGGCCUUUCACCGUUUCAGUGUUGUACAGAGACUGAUAUUCCUCUAAAAACAAGAAAGACCUCAGAGGAUCAGACUGCCACUUUAUCUGGAAAAAUAGAUAUCUGUCCUGAAGAACAGGGUAACUUAUCGUCAUCCCUUGAAACUCCAGUAGAUGACUGCUCUGGAUCUCAGCACACCUUGAAAAAAGAUUUGCCCGGAGACCAAUUUCUUUCUGUUCCUUCGCACUUUACUUGGAACAAACCAAAGCCUGGUCAUACUCCUAUAUUUCGCACAUCUUCAUUGCCGCCUCUUGACUGGCCGUUACCAAGUCAUUAUGGGCAGUGUGAACUGAAAAUAGAAGUCCAGCCUAAAACUCAUCACAGAGCUCACUAUGAAACAGAAGGAAGCAGAGGAGCAGUAAAAGCAUCUACUGGAGGACACCCUGUAGUGAAGCUCCUGGGCUACAGCGAAAAGCCAGUAAACCUACAGAUGUUCAUCGGAACAGCAGAUGAUCGCUACUUAAGACCUCAUGCGUUCUACCAGGUGCACCGAAUCACUGGAAAAACAGUUGCAACAGCCAGUCAAGAGAUAAUAAUCGCCAGCACAAAAGUUCUGGAAAUACCACUUCUUCCUGAAAAUAAUAUGUCAGCCAGUAUUGAUUGUGCUGGUAUUUUGAAACUUCGCAAUUCAGAUAUAGAGCUCCGUAAAGGAGAGACAGAUAUUGGAAGGAAGAAUACCAGAGUGCGACUUGUGUUUCGUGUUCACAUCCCACAACCUAGUGGAAAAGUCUUAUCUCUGCAGACUGCUUCCAUACCUGUUGAAUGCUCUCAGCGAUCUGCUCAAGAACUUCCUCAGAUCGAGAAGUACAGCAUCAAUAGUUGUUCAGUAAAUGGAGGCCAUGAAAUGGUGGUGACAGGAUCCAAUUUUCUUCCAGAAUCAAAAAUUAUAUUUUUUGAAAAAGGACAAGAUGGACGACCUCAGUGGGAGGUAGAAGGGAAGAUAAUUAGGGAAAAGUGUCAAGGGGCAAACAUCAUACUUGAAGUUCCUCCAUACCAUAACAAAACCAUUACAGCUGCAGUUCAAGUCCAGUUUUAUCUCUGCAAUGGCAAGAGGAAAAAAAGCCAGUCUCAACGUUUUACUUAUACACCAGUUAUAAUGAAGCAAGAGCACAGAGAUGAGGUGGAUUUGUCUGCUGUUCCAUCUUUGGCCCUACCUCACACAAGCAACGUCCAGGGCCUGCAUUCCAUCCGAACUCAAUUGCCUUCACCAGAGCAAGGGCAUCCACGUGACAACUUACUGUCUACGUCACCCAGGAGCCUUGUGUGUCCAGUUCAACCUCCGUACACAGCAAUGGUGACCUCAGCAGUAUCCCACCUGCCACAUAUGCAAGGUAGAAACCUUAGUCCAAGUGAAGAGUGUCAUGUUUUGCCUCCUGCUGUGGUUCAGUCUUUUCAGGUAACAUCAGCACCUCCUGUGAGACCUUCUUACCAGCCUAUGCAGUCUAAUGAUGUAUACAAUGGACAGUCUGGUCUUCCUAUGAACUCUGCCUCCAGCCAAGGAUUUGAUACUAUUUCAUUUCAGCAAGACACAGCUGUACCUCAUUUGAUAAAUCUUAGCUGCCAAGCUCUACCACCAAUGCAGUUUCAUUCUUCAAAUCCAGCUUCUGUAAAAAAAGCAGGGCACCCUCUAGCACACCCAGCUCAUUCGGGACAGUCGUCUUCUCACCUACCGUCGAUGGGAUACCACUGCCCAAGCGCUGGGCAGGGCUCCAUCCCUUCUGCAAUGGGUCGGUCUCUUGGGCAGUCUUCUCCCCAGCUGCAGCAAGUCCCGUACCAUUCUACAAAUCCAGCAUCCGCUUCAUCCCCAUCCCCAACAGCUUCCCACCCUUUGGUCCAUUCGCCGCUCUCUGGACCUUCUUCCCCCCAGCUCCAACCUAUGCCUUAUCAAUCUCCUAGCUCAGGACCUGCCUCAUCUCCCCCGCCAACCACUGCAAGUCACUCGGGACAGCACUCCCCUCAAGCACAUAGUCCAGCAUUGGGAGGUCUUAAUGCGGCGUCAUCCCUAGUGCACCAUCCCGUAUGCGAUUCAUCUCCAUUUUCACCAGAUGGGGCAGCUAUUAACAUUAAACCAGAACCUGAAGACCGAGAAUUGAAUUUUCAAACAAUAGGACUACAAGACAUCACGCUAGAUGACGUGAAUGAGAUCAUAGGAAGAGAUAUGUCACAGAUCUCGGUGUCACAUGGAACAACAGUGGCCAGCCAGUCUGCACGUACAUGUCCUGGAUCUCUGGAGACAAGACUAUCUGAUGGAAUCCAGUAA